AUGUCUUCCUCUCAGGAAAUCAAGUUCGCUCUUAGCCGCAUCAACCGUGUCUUGAAAGGAAAGAGAACAGCUGGUUACAGAGACAUCCGCUUAGGUCUCGACCGUAUCAAACGUGUUAUCCCAAAAAAUCAAGAGUGGAAAGGCAUCCAUGUCGCUGGAACGAAUGGCAAAGGCUCAAUAUGCACCUUCCUCGGCGGCCUGUUCAGAAUGGCCGGUUUCGGUUAUGGGAGCUUCACGUCGCCCGCUAUUCCAGAGAGACAUAAUGGAGUCAUCAUAAACGGCCUUUAUGUGAAUAAACGCAUGUACGAGAUGGAAAUGAAGCAUGUUGAAGAGAAGUGGCACCGAAUUGCCACUGGCUGGACAUAUCAGCACCUGGACGAUCCCAAAGGUCUAUCGCCAUUCGAAGCCGAGACGGCAACAGCAUUCCGGGUUUUCAACAAGAUGCACGUUCCCUAUGGUAUUGUCGAGGUUGGUAUGGGCGGCGCCACCGAUGCGACCAAUGCCAUGAAGCAAAAGUCAGUCACUGUUAUUUCCAAGAUUGGUCUUGAUCACCAAGAGUACCUCGGCAACACCAUCGAAAACAUUGCCAAAGUCAAAGCCGGCAUUAUGCGAAAAAAUGUUCCCUGUAUUGUUGACCACACUAACUCUCCUGCUGUCAUACAUGUACUCCGACAACAUGCCCGGGAAAUCGGUACAAACAUUAUUCUUACAUGGAAAGCUGAACCUCUACUCUUGACCCUCAACAACGAAAGAUGGAAGCUUGAGAGUUACCAAGUGCAGAACUUGCUGUGCGCGGCCAUGGCCUUCCGUCAACUGUUCCCACGACACCCAAUCGACCUCAACAUGCUCUUGAGUUCACAUCCUUUCUUGCCGGGUCGGUUGGAAACAGUUCGCGUAGAUUCGCCUAGUAUCGAGACGCCUCGAGAUAUCGUGGUUGAUGGUGCUCACAACAUGCUGGGCAUUGAGGCGUUGUUCAAACAUGUCUUCCACCGUUUACGUAAACAGGAUCCAACUGUGCCAGUGACUUGGGUCAUGGGCAUGUCGGCCAGCAAAGAUAAGCCUAUAUUGGAAAUCAUUGACAAGCUCGUUGAGCCUCACGAUAAUUUUGCCAUGGUCGAAUUUACUCAAGGCCCCAAUGAUCCUCAGCCGGCUCCCGCCCACUACGGUACUGAGCAUGCUAGGGGUAUUGUCGAAAACCCCGACGACCAAAUCUACGAUGGACAUCCCGAUAUUUCAGCUGCUCUGCCCUGGGCAUGUGCCAAAUCCAAGGGUGGGCCGGUGGUUGUGACAGGGAGUCUUUAUCUGAUUCGCCAACUAUUUGAGCUCAAGGACGUUCACCGAUCAAGGGAGCCAGGCAUGAGAAGACCCGGGCGUUCCCAGCUAUAUCGAUUGAGCCAGCUUGCUAGGAAGAAUAAACUCACACCGCCUGAAAAACGUGAGUUCAAGGAAGCCAGGCGGCAUUUUGAGCUAUCGCCUCGUAAAAGCUCGGUUUUCCGUCGCACACAAUCACGCAAGCCAAGAUUACGAACAAUAGCCCUGAGAUUGGUGUGGAGAAAGCCAACGCGGCGAAUUCAAAGCAAGGCAGCAUUUCAUAAGCACCAGAGACGAGGUUAUCUCCAGACCAUCAAUGCUCUCAAAAAAGAUAUGCAGGUGGCAGAGGAGACAGGAGAGGGACUCAAAAGUCCCGCCGAUAGUCUCCUGGCCCGCAUCGAAGACUUGGAGAAACAGGCCGAGAUGCACAGAGAACAGUACGACGACGCUAUGUUCAAACUGAGGGGAUACAAAGCCGUACCGCACAUGAAGUACAUGACCCAUCGCGAGAUCUUUGGGUAUCCCAAGAAACCCAAAGCGCCCACCAAGUCUCCCUUCGCCGCCGCCAAAAAGACCGACAAGCCUGAGAGGAAGAAUAAGAAACCUGUUAUGGCGUGGAAAGACCGAUCUCAGAGCUUCGGUGAAGAGCUUGCCGCUGCCGAGAAAGCGCGAGAAUGGUCGAUGAAAGAAGCUGCAAUCAUGAAGGCUGAGAGAGCCGAGAGGGAUGCGAAGGACCCCGAUGUCAUCCUUAAAACAAAGAUCGAAGCCGGAAGAAGAGGCAUGGGACCGAACGACUCAUGA
Molecule: messenger RNA, 2112 nt
Organism: Fusarium venenatum
Lineage: Eukaryota; Fungi; Ascomycota; Sordariomycetes; Hypocreales; Nectriaceae
Source: RefSeq, a predicted model, not a curated record